Messenger RNA from Juglans microcarpa x Juglans regia, 1324 nucleotides. Its product is annotated as dof zinc finger protein DOF2.4-like. The coding region runs from base 132 to 1109 and encodes 325 amino acids. Lineage: Eukaryota; Viridiplantae; Streptophyta; Magnoliopsida; Fagales; Juglandaceae. The record is from RefSeq and is a predicted model, not a curated record. Gene Ontology annotation, biological process: regulation of DNA-templated transcription. Gene Ontology annotation, molecular function: DNA binding; DNA-binding transcription factor activity. The transcript has 3 exons.
UAUAUAUAUUAAUGCUUUCCCACCUCAUUCCCCCCGGCCCUAUUCCUUUUUCGCCCACAAAAAACUGGCCAACAACGAAGCCAUAUAACUGAACCCACAAAGGCAAAGUCAUAUCUACAAAGAAGAAAAAGAUGAUCCAAGAACUGUUGGGAGGUGCAGGUCUUAUAGCAGGAGAGAGGAAAAUCUCUCCUAAAGGGGGAGUUUUACAAGGCAUACCUUCUUCAUCUCCUGUACCAUCUUCUUCUUCAUCCUCAACAACUACUAUUACUACAACAACAACAUCAAAUUCAGAAAGCCAAAACAACUUGAGGUGUCCACGAUGCGAUUCACCCAACACAAAGUUCUGUUACUAUAACAACUACAACCUCACUCAGCCUCGCCACUUCUGCAAGACUUGUCGCCGGUAUUGGACGAAAGGAGGUGCACUCCGAAACGUUCCAAUUGGAGGUGGAUGCCGAAAGAACAAGAGUCCUGCUAUGCCAGCAUCUAUUGGAAAAUCAAGCUCUGGCAAGAUGAAGACCAUAUCAUGUGAGAUUGGAAGGUUAGGCCUUGGAGGUGGGCUUGAUCCUGAGCUUCCAUCAGGUCCAAUUCUGUGGGGUUCGCCACAGAACUCUCAUCUGUUGGCCUUACUUCGAUCUACUCAAAACCCUAACCCUAAUCACCUGUCAAAUUCUGUUAACGUGAAGGAAGAAGCCGGAAAUAUGGGUGGAUCCAACAUGAUCAUGACUGAGCCAGCGUUUGCAAAUGGUGGAUUAAAUGUUCGGACUUUGGGCUUGGAUCCUCUUGGCCAGCUCCCUUCUCUUGGUCUAUGCAGCUCUUUCUGGAGAAAUAAUCAACAUCAAGAACAGCAACAAAAUGGCUUUGUAAUUGGCGAAGUUCAAAAUGGUGGGAUUCAAGAACUGUAUCAGAGGCUCAGAUCACCAAAUAAUAAUUACUAUGGUGAUUAUCAUCACUCACCAGUAGUUCUGAAUAACUUAGCUUCUUCAUCUUCAUCUUCCCCAUCCAUUUUGGAGUCUGCUUCACUGGCUGGGGGUGAAUUGGGGAUCAACUGUAAUCCAGCAUUUUCGUGGAUUGUUGUCUCAGUGGUGAGCCGGUACUUGUCUGGGUAGGGGUAUAUGAAAGUGGCUAGAUCAUGAGCAACGUCAGUCCUAAUUGUCUUCUUCUACCUUUUUUGUCUUUCUUUUCAUCUUUCCAUUUGUGUGCUUUUAGGUGUGUUUAACUUAUGAGGGGUGUAACCAAGGAUCCAGAUGUGAUAAAAAUGGAAAAUGUAAGGUGUAAUUUCCGAAUUCUUCUUGAUGUUGCAAAUGGCAUGUAUUUUCACAUA